AUGCAGUUCGAAUUGAGAAAGAUGCUCAACAUAAGUGUUACUGAUCCGGAAAUAAGCACGGGCAAAAACAAGAGCAAAACUGGUUCCACUCGAGCUACUGAAUCCUCAUUUUACAACUAUACUGAUCCUUGCUAUAGCAGCAGUACUGAAGAAUCAUUCAGGAAGCUGGAGCAGGAGGUUCCCAUGAGCGAGUCGGCGGAGCUAAGAUUGUCUUGGCUUCGCUCUCAAGUUAUCGGUGCUUAUGCAGAAUUCGAUUCUCCCUAUGGGAAACGACGACUCACUUACGCCGAUCACACUGCUUCCGGCCGCUCUCUGCACUAUAUCGAAAACUUCAUCAUCAACAAUGUUCUUCCCUUCUAUGGAAAUACUCACACUUGCGAGAGUUAUGUUGGUCGUCGGACAACAAAAAUGGUGCAUGAAGCAAGCAAGUACAUCAAGAAAUGCUUAGGAGGUGGAGAAGAUGAUGCACUCAUGUUUUGUGGUCAAGGCACCACUUCAGCAAUUAAAAGACUCCAAGAGGUGAUGGGCAUUGACAUACCAUCAAUUUUAAGAGAGAGGAUCAUAAACACUCUUGCCACCCAUGAAAGAUGGGUGGUGUUUGUUGGUCCCUAUGAGCAUCACUCAAACCUUCUUUCGUGGCGGGAAAGCCUAGCUGAAGUAGUUGAGAUUGGUCUAAAUGAUGAUGGCUUACUGGAUAUGGAGGAACUUACACAUCAACUCGAUUCAUUCAAACAUGCCAACCGACCAAUUCUGGGUUCCUUCUCCGCUUGUAGUAAUGUCACCGGAGUUUACUCGGAUACGCGAGCAAUUGCACGACUUCUUCAUCAAUAUGGAGGAUUUGUAUGCUUUGAUUAUGCCGCAAGUGGACCUUAUGUGGAAAUUGAUAUGAAGUCAGGGGAGAUAGACGGGUAUGACGGUGUAUUUCUUAGUCCACACAAGUUUGUUGGGGGUCCUGGUUCCCCUGGCAUUCUCCUAAUGAGCAAGGCUCUCUAUCAGCUCAGAUUUUCUCCACCAUCAACUUGUGGAGGUGGAACGGUUGAUUAUGUGAAUGGCUUCAGUGAAAAGGACACGUUAUAUUCGGAGAGCAUUGAAGAAAGGGAAAAUGGGGGAACACCUCAAAUAAUACAAACAAUUAGAGCAGCGUUGGCCUUUUGGGUGAAGGACUAUAUUGGUUAUGAAGUGAUAGAGAAUCAGGAGCUUGUCUAUGUCAAAAAGGCAAUGCAGAGGCUCGUCCCAAACAAGAACAUAAAGAUCCUGGGAAAUACAAGUGCCAGGAGACAAGCUAUCUUGUCUUUUCUCAUUUACUCAACAACUAAUAGUUCUACUUCAAAUUCAAGCAUCGGGUACUACAUGUGGAGUGAGACUGAGAAUGACAAAGUAGAGAACGCAAGAGAUAAGCUCCUCCAUGGCCACUUCGUUUCAGCCUUACUCAAUGACCUAUUUGGCAUCCAGGCUAGAGGUGGCUGCGAUUGCGCAGGACCCUAUGGUCACACUCUUCUUGGAAUAGAUGAGACUAAUUCGCAUGCCUACAGAUGUGCCAUACAGAAGGGUUAUGUGGGAUUUAAACCCGGAUGGACUCGAGUCAGUUUUCCAUACUACACUUCUAACGAUGAAUUCGACUUCAUCAUAGCUGCGUUGGAGUUUAUAGCAGCUUAUGGACAGAGGUUCCUUACUCUCUAUGACUUCAACUUCAAGAGAGGAAGCAGCUGGACUAUCAAGAAGAAGGCACUCCAAAGCCUACUUAAUAUUGGGAAAAAGAACUGCCAGUACAAACUUACACAAGAUAGCAAUCAUACAAAUGACGCAAAGAAAGAAGACGAGCUACUAAUCAGUAAAUUUGUGUCAUACAUGGAUACAGCUACGCACAUAGCAAAUCUCUUGCCCCAAUAUCCUCCUAACCGUUGCCUUCAGCAAGACAUAGACACCAACUUCUUGCCCUUCAGAGUCUAA
Argentina anserina (silverweed cinquefoil) is the source of this 1950-nucleotide messenger RNA. RefSeq lists its product as uncharacterized. The transcript is spliced from 4 exons. NCBI's taxonomy places the organism in Eukaryota, Viridiplantae, Streptophyta, Magnoliopsida, Rosales, Rosaceae. Bases 1 to 1950 code for a protein of 649 amino acids. The record is from RefSeq and is a predicted model, not a curated record.